AUGUCGAACGAUCCAAAUCUAGUGAACCAGCUUCUCCCAGCGAUGCAAAAUGUCCAAAAAGCACUCGAGGCGGUGUCUCUCGGCGGGAAAAUCAAGGUCUCGACGGUGCAUUCGAUGACGGUGCUUGGUAACUCGGAACCGCCAUCUGCCGGUUCGUUUAAGCCCGGUUAUCAAGCCGGUUUAAAGGGGAUUCUACAGUUUCUAAGCGACACUGGAUCGCCUUUCACUAUUAACCCGUACCCGUUCUUCGCGUAUCGAGAUGAUCCGAGACCUGAAACGCUUGCGUUUUGUCUUUUCCAGCCUAAUCCGGGUCGACUUGACGCUAACACGGGAAUCAAGUACAUGAACAUGUUCGAUGCACAGGUAGAUGCGGUUCACUCGGCUUUGAAAUCGGUUGGAUUCGAGAAGGUGGAGAUCGUGGUGGCAGAAACAGGUUGGCCUUCACGAGGGGAUCCCAAUGAAGUUGGACCGAGCGUGGAUAAUGCUAAAGCAUACAACGGAAACCUAAUAGCUCAUCUGAGGUCAAUGGUUGGCACACCUCUCAUGCCUGGGAAGCCCGUAGACACAUACAUCUUCGCACUCUAUGACGAGAAUCAAAAGCCCGGACCAUCUUCAGAACGUGCCUUCGGGCUUUUCAAAACCGAUCUUUCCAUGGCCUAUGAUGCAGGCCUUGCCAAGAGUAGCGGUAGUAGCAGCAACAGUAGUAGUCAGUCGCCGCCGUCGGGAAAAGUGACAUCGACGGGGUGGUGUGUACCGAGGAAUGGUGCGACGGAUGCGCAGUUGCAAGCGAGCUUGGAUUGGGCGUGUGGACAAGGAAUAGACUGUGGGCCGAUACAACCAGGAGGAGCUUGUUUCGAGCCAAACAAUGUGGCGUCACAUGCAGCCUUUGCCAUGAAUAUGUAUUUUCAAAAGUCUCCUAAAAAGCCUACAGACUGUGAUUUCUCUCAAUCCGCAACACUCACCUCCCAAAACCCUAGUUAUAACAGCUGCGUCUAUCCCGGAGGAGGAGGAGCAGGAAGUACAGGAGUAAUGAACAAGUAUAUAUGA
This is a messenger RNA of Eruca vesicaria subsp. sativa (arugula), 1047 nucleotides long. Lineage: Eukaryota; Viridiplantae; Streptophyta; Magnoliopsida; Brassicales; Brassicaceae. The record is from the annotation of a GenBank genome assembly.